CUAGCGUCGCAUACUCCCAACUCACCAUCUUCAUCAAGCAGUGACCCCUUUACAGUCGCAACUCUAAAGAUAGAAAGCGCUCUCAAAAUGACAGAAGAUAAAGAAAACAAAACUGGAAUCAUGGAGAGGAAGCGGAAGCGGAAGCAAAAUGAUAGAAAUAAGAAGAAUCCAGAAAACCAAAACAAUCACAAUCAAGAUAAAGAUCAGAAGAAUGCAGUAAAAGAGGAUAAGGAGAAAAAAAGUGAAGGAAAAACAACAAAACAAGAAGUUACCUUAGAAGACAACAACAAGAGGAAACACAAAAUUGUAUUUCCAUUCGGCAAUUAUAGAAACUACUAUGGUUAUCGUAUUAAUGAAGUGGAUGGAGAUCCAAGACUUAAGGUCUUUGAGAGGGAUUGGUUUCAAGGCAAGGAUUGUCUUGACAUUGGUUGCAAUAGUGGCAUUCUCACCAUUCAAAUUGCAAGGAAGUUUCACUGCAAAAGCAUUCUUGGGAUCGACAUCGACUCUGAUAGAGUUUCAGAUGCAUAUUGGCAUUUGAGAAAAUUUGCGAGAACAGAAAAUGUUGAGAAAAACAGUACAAAGGUUGCCAGAUUGGAGGUUAAAAAUAAGGUAAAUGGUGCUAAGCAUAGUGCAUCUGCUUCUUCGGUUGAGACAAAAGAGGACAGCUCAGCUUCUAGCAAAGGAGAUCUAUUUGAAGUAGUUUCUUUCCGACAAGAAAAUUUUGUUCAGAGUCAGCGUCCAUCAGAGAAGCAAUAUGAUACAAUUCUUUGUUUGAGUGUGACAAAAUGGAUUCAUCUGAACUGGGGGGAUGAUGGAUUGAUUACUUUAUUUUCAAAAAUAUGGAGGCUUCUACAUCCGGGUGGCAUUCUAGUGCUAGAACCUCAACCUUGGCAGUCAUAUGAGAAGAAUCGUCGUGUCUCUGAGACAACAGCAAUGAAUUAUCGAACUAUCUUGUUUCGUCCGGAAAGUUUUAGGGAGAUUCUUCUGGAUAAGAUUGGAUUUAGACGGGUAGAGGACAUUACUGAUGGCUUGUCAGGCAGCAAAGCUGGAUUUGAUAGACCCAUUUUUGUCUACCAUAAAUGACUAAGUAAAGGAAGAUAAACUAGCACGCAUGAGUCGCCUAAUUUUAUGCAAUGGUCUUGGUUCUUGACGGAUCCAGUGUGUGGAAUUUUUGCAAGUGGGGUCAGUUGAUGAUCUGUAACCAACAAACCUAGUCAUCAGUGCAUAGGUUCAAAAUCAUGAAUCAAGUAUGCGCAUGUGGCUCAGCUCGGCAAUGCAGCAUUCCAUGUGUGCAAGAGGCAGCAGGAGUAGUGUGGGGGCUUUGUGACCUGUGGGAAGCUUCCAAUCCAAAUGUUUACAUGGUGUUUCACAUUUAUCUUACCUCAUCUUUUCAGGGUGGGUAAGCAUGAAAAUUCAUUAUAGAUGAAGGGAAUUUGUCCUCCAAUUUUGUAUCUGCUCCGCUAGCAUAUAUGCUGCAAAUGUUACUAAUGCUUCGUUAUCUAGCUCUAUUUCUACUUUCAAAAUC
This is a messenger RNA of Populus euphratica (Euphrates poplar), 1525 nucleotides long. Its product is annotated as S-adenosyl-L-methionine-dependent methyltransferases superfamily protein. NCBI's taxonomy places the organism in Eukaryota, Viridiplantae, Streptophyta, Magnoliopsida, Malpighiales, Salicaceae. Gene Ontology annotation, molecular function: O-methyltransferase activity; RNA methyltransferase activity; snRNA binding. The transcript is spliced from 9 exons. Gene Ontology annotation, biological process: snRNA modification. The coding region runs from base 88 to 1083 and encodes 331 amino acids. The record is from RefSeq and is a predicted model, not a curated record.